This is a messenger RNA of Saprolegnia parasitica CBS 223.65, 222 nucleotides long. RefSeq lists its product as hypothetical. The transcript has a single exon. The record is from RefSeq and is a predicted model, not a curated record. Gene Ontology annotation, molecular function: protein binding. Lineage: Eukaryota; Oomycota; Saprolegniomycetes; Saprolegniales; Saprolegniaceae. The annotation marks the transcript as partial.
AUGCAGCAGGAGCUCGAGGCGGCGCACGAUGGGCUCUUCCUCGCCGCAGAGCAUGGCCGCGCCGACGUCCUCAAGGCGCUCCUCGACCACGGCAAGGACGUGUUGAAGCUCGACGCAAUUCGCAACGCCGAGGGCCUCACGCCGCUGCACGUCGCCGUCGUGCACCAAAAGACCGACGCGGUCCGCGCGCUUCUCUCGGCCGGCUUUGCCGCCGAUGCUGUG